AUGGACUCGAAGAACGCCUUAGAUCCGAAUGCUCCUGAACUAAACAUAACCGUCAGUCCAGAAGAACUAUCGUCGCCUGAGAAUAUGAACUCAAAGAACGCCUCAGAUCUGGGAGCGAAUGAUGCCCCAGCACUAAACUUGACAGGAGUAAUCAACUCCCAGUCUGCGCCACCUGUCGGAAACGGGUUAGGGAACCAACUCCGUCAGCCCAAACCGGGCAGGGAGCGAAAUCAUCAACACUUAAUCUUGUCUGGUAAAGUCGGCAGGCAACUCACCGACCAGCAACUUCGCGACAUACUGCAGAAAUCUCCGAAUGAGCGGGACGAGUUUGCAAGAAUCACCAAUGCUGAUUACGUCUCUCAAUUUGUUCCUCGUGAACACGAUGGGUUCUUCAUUGAUGACGACUUAGCGGCGAGUAUACUGCAAACCGGCACAGAAAAAGCUGUGUACAAACGCUUUACACACAAAGGACAGAUCGAAGAAUGGUAUUCUCAGGUCACAAAGAAUGGCUAUUUCAGCAUAACUGCAUGUUGGUAUGGUGAAAAGCCAGAAAUCCCUGACUGCUUCAAGGAUCUGCCAACUCUCAUUAGGUUGGAGGAAUGCGAGUACGACCCAGCAAGCUUUCGCUAA
This is a messenger RNA of Talaromyces amestolkiae, 630 nucleotides long. RefSeq lists its product as uncharacterized. The coding region runs from base 1 to 630 and encodes 209 amino acids. The transcript has 2 exons. The record is from RefSeq and is a predicted model, not a curated record. NCBI's taxonomy places the organism in Eukaryota, Fungi, Ascomycota, Eurotiomycetes, Eurotiales, Trichocomaceae.